Molecule: messenger RNA, 216 nt
Organism: Penicillium argentinense
Lineage: Eukaryota; Fungi; Ascomycota; Eurotiomycetes; Eurotiales; Aspergillaceae
Exons: 2
Coding region: 1-216 (71 amino acids)
Source: RefSeq, a predicted model, not a curated record
AUGUCAAAUGCAUCAUUCGUUCUGCCUGGCUCAGACGCAUUCGAUUACGCGACGGAAGUGAUAUCUCAUACUCGAAGUCUAACAUUCUUGAAGAAGCAUGAGUGGUCCGCUAUCUGGGAUGAGCACACGGUUCAUAAGUUUGGAACUCGAUCUGUUGAGCAUACGAUGAGCACAAUGGUGCAAGAGCCAUAUGCCAGCCACAUUACAACAGUAUAA